AUGUCAGCAGCGAAAAGAGUCAAGAUGUCAGGUCCUCUCAUCGGAACCCACAACGGUCACUUCCACGCCGAUGAGGCGCUCGCCGUCUACCUUUUGCGCCUUCUUCCCACCUACUCUGACAGCACCCUCGUCCGUACCCGCGAUCCCGAAAAGCUCGCUCCCUGCCACACCGUCGUCGACGUUGGCGGUGUCUACGAUGACGAGACCAAGCGCUACGAUCACCACCAGCGCGAAUUCACCACCACCUUCCCCAACCACUCCACCAAGCUCUCGUCUGCCGGUCUCGUCUACAUGCACUACGGCAAGGAUAUCAUCUGCGCCUGCACCGGUCUUGACAAAGAGUCAGCCGAUGCCGAAUUGCUCUACCAGAAGUUGUACGAUGACUUUAUCGAAGCCUUCGAUGCCAACGACAACGGUGUCUCUGCCUACGACCCUACCGCUCUCCGCAAGGCUGGCAUCGAGAAGAAGUUCUCCGACCGUGGCUUCAGCAUCGCCUCCGUCGUCAACCGUCUCAACUACUCGCACCCCGCUCCCGUCGCUGUAGCCAAGCACUCCCUCAGCACUGAGGGCGUCAGCACCGAAGGCGCACAGGCCGAGGAGGACGAGCGCUUCCUCAAGGCGUCCCAGUUCUGCGGCGACCAAUUCAUCUCUGAGUUGAUGGACAAGUUCCACUCAUGGUUGCCCGCCCGCGCCGUCGUCAAGCAGGCCUUUGGUGACCGCUUCAAGUACGACGACAAGGGCCGCAUCAUGGUCGUUCCCCACCGUCCCGAGGGCUGCCCCUGGGCCGACCACCUCUACGCUCUCGAGAAGGAGACUUCCACCGAGGGCUCCGUCCUUUACGUCCUGUUCGCUGAGAACGGCGAGCCUGACAGCAAGUGGCGUAUCCGCUCCGUCAGCCGCGAGUCUGGCAGCUUCGAGAACCGCAAGGACAUGCCUGAUGCCUGGAAGGGUGUUAGAGACGAGGAGCUGAGCAAGGUCUCUGGCGUUCCCGGCUGUGUCUUCGUGCACGCCUCUGGUUUCAUUGGUGGCAACAAGACCUUCGAGGGUGUUCUCGAGAUGGCCAAGAAGUCUGCCGACGCAUAA
This is a messenger RNA of Aureobasidium melanogenum CBS 110374, 1083 nucleotides long. Its product is annotated as metal-dependent protein hydrolase. The coding region runs from base 1 to 1083 and encodes 360 amino acids. The transcript is spliced from 2 exons. Gene Ontology annotation, cellular component: nucleus; cytoplasm. The record is from RefSeq and is a predicted model, not a curated record. Lineage: Eukaryota; Fungi; Ascomycota; Dothideomycetes; Dothideales; Saccotheciaceae.